Messenger RNA from Neomonachus schauinslandi (Hawaiian monk seal), 1802 nucleotides. RefSeq names its product serpin family A member 12 (gene SERPINA12). The transcript is spliced from 5 exons. Lineage: Eukaryota; Metazoa; Chordata; Mammalia; Carnivora; Phocidae. Bases 226 to 1476 code for a protein of 416 amino acids. Gene Ontology annotation, molecular function: serine-type endopeptidase inhibitor activity. The record is from RefSeq and is a predicted model, not a curated record. Gene Ontology annotation, biological process: negative regulation of endopeptidase activity.
AUAUUGCGAGGCUGCCUCCGGGGAUGAGGAGAAACCCCUGAGGAAGUGGUGUGGUCAUUGCUCCCAGAGUCUCCAUCACCUGCCCACUCUGGCCGGCUAUUUCUAUUGGCCUUUGGUCUACUUUACCAAGAGGCUAUGGAAGUAAAAAUAAUAAAGCAAGAAAAGUAGAUCCCUUUGGCUGGCUCAGUGGAUUUCUCCUGAAUGUACUGACAAUCUCCAAGGAAAAUGAACCCCUUGCUGGGCCUGGGCCUACUUUUGGCUGGCCUUCUCACUGUGGAAGGUCUUCUGAAGUCCGACUUCCCUCUGGGACCACAGUUUCGUGGACCUGUGAGCCAGAUCCAGUCAUGGAAGGGAAGGAGGGCAGCCCAGGAGCUCACAAAGCGAAACACAGACUUCAGCUGCAAACUUUAUAGGAAGCUGGCCUCCAAUAGUCCCAACAGGAACAUCUUCUUCUCCCCCUUGAGCAUCUCCACAGCCUUCUCCAUGCUGUCUCUGGGUGCCCAGGACUCCACCCUGGAUGAGAUCAAGAGGGGCUUCAACUUCAAGAAUAUGCCAGAGAGAGACCUUCAUGAGGGCUUUCAUUACCUCAUCUACAGGAUGAACCAGGGGAGCCAGCACCUCGAGCUGGACCUUAAAAAUGCCUUGUUCAUCGACGAGAAGCUGCAGCCACAGAAGAAGUUUCUGACAGAUGCCAAGAACCUGUACAAUGCAGACACUGUCCCCACCAACUUCCAGAACUUGGAAGAUACUCGGAAGCAGAUCAAUGACUAUGUCAGUCAGAAAACCCAGGGGAAAAUCAACAACCUGAUCAAGAAUAUAACCCCUGGCACUUUGAUGCUUCUUACAAAUUGCAUUUUCUUUCGAGCCAGGUGGCAACAUGAAUUUGAUCCAAAAGCAACUAAAGAGGAAGACUUCAUUGUGGAUGGAAACAAGCGAGUGAAGGUGCCCAUGAUGUUCCAUGGGGGCAUGUAUGAAGCCGGCUAUGAUAAACAGCUCUCCUGCACUGUUCUGGAAAUGCCCUACCAGGGCACCAUCACUGCCACCUUCAUCCUUCCUGACGAGGGCAAAAUGAAGAAUGUGGAGGUGGCCUUGAAGAGGGACACUCUUGACAGAUGGAAGAAAUUAGUCACACGAAGGGUCGUAGACGUGUCCCUGCCCAGGUUCUCCAUCACUGGUAACUAUGACCUGAAGAAGAUGCUCUCCUACCUGGGUAUCACCAAAAUCUUUGAGGAGCAUGGUCAUCUCACUCGGAUCACCCCUCAUCAAAGCCUGAAAGUGGGUAAGGCGGUGCACGAGGCGGUGCUGAAGAUGGAUGAGAAGGGUACAGAAGGUGCGGCCGGCUCCGGAGCCCAGACGCUGCCCAUGGAGAUGCCGCUCUCCAUCAAGCUGAACAAACCCUUUCUGGUGUUUAUUAGGGAUAGCGUCCUGCCCACCAUCAUCUUCUUGGGAAAGAUUGCUAAUCCUACUGGGGAAUAAGGGGGCGUUCCAGCUCCUUGCGGGCCCCAGCGGCAGCCUGGGACUGAAAAUGUUUCAUCUGCCUCAAAUUGGGAUCCCAGGACCUUUUAAUCUAAUCCCACAUCUUCAUGAGCUCCCAAGACCACCAUCCAAACAGGCAGCGCCGCUGGCUCUGGGAGCUCCUGUGCACCCCCACCCCGUCCCCAUCCUCCCUCAGCCCCCUCCCUGCCCGGUCCAGCGUCACUGGGCUUAGAUGCCCCACCCCCACCCACUUGGAUGGCUGUGAUCUUCUCUCCCCGGAGAGGCAGAGGGGCUUUGUGAUUUAAUAAACACCCCCAGUUCUGCUG